CGACGACAGAGGAAGCAGAAGGAGAGUCAGCGGAAUUGGGUAGAGCAUGCAAGGUCAGUUUGCCGGUGAGGCUGUGGAGGAGGAAGACGUCGAGGGGGGUUCUAACGUAAGCGAGCGGGAGGAGGAUGUAGGUGGGGGCGCCGAUUUGCGAAGAAGGGAAUGGGCAGUGCGAUUUGGGGGGGGAGGGGGCGAUCAGGAUGUGGGAUCGAGAGCAGGAGAUGGUGGGAAUGCCAGGCAAUCAGGACUUCCUUGGACGAUUCCUACUGGCCGGGCGGUCCCGAUUCUGGCCCUGUCAACAUUAUUCCCUUCGUCUUGUUACUUGACGGAGGGAGUAGAUAGCAGCACGGCUAUCUGUUCCAAUGCGCCUGUGGCCGACCUUUCCUCCUCUCCUCCUACACUUCCUCUCCUCCGCUCCUGUAGUCGCUGGGAGGGAGGGAGGGAGGGAGGUCUGAGGGGCGAUGCGACCGGUGAUAAGCGAGCGAUCGCGGUGUUAGAAGCGAGUGGAAGAAAGGAUGAGACGCGAAGAGCACAUUGGGAGGAAGCCGGUGAUCAAGCGGGCAUGACGGUCACUCCAUGUGAAAACAGGUCGUCUAGCCAGGGUCAGGCAAGCGACGCUGCGCUUGCCACAGCCAGACAACAGGAGGAAGACAUCGGUGGCAGCGACAUGAUGCUGCGCAGCAAAGCCACAUCAGUGUGGUCGCCUGGUUUAGUGAAGGCUGUGCCCCCCGGACACAGACCGAACUGGGUGGAACUGCUUAACAAGGUUGUUGAGGGCAGCCGUCCAACAAUCAGAUUCUACAGACCAAGCGCUAACCAUUGGAUUUAUCCGGGCUACGAUAAAUCGUGUGGGCCGUUCUGUUUUCGGACGAACGGUGAUGAGAACAAGGAAAAAUCAGCAACACAGCCGAAUGGCGACCAGAGUCAAGGAUCCAAUCAGAGUCGAAGGCUGGAUCCCUUGUUGGUCACGGAUGCUGCUGCAACCAGUUGUACCUGUAACGAGCUCUUCCGCCGGUAUUACAAAGAGCAUCCCACCUGCUCGUCAAAAUCACUGGAGGGAUGGUUUGAACUGUUUAACAUGCUAGGAUUGAAACUUCCCAGCAAUUGGGUGUCCAUCGUACUUAAUCCGGGUACUGAGUAUCGCAGCACGCCGAGGCAGGGGUCACAACGGUUGGCUACUCAUGAUGUGUGUUCCACACCCGUGCCUGAGGAGGAAGGUGACGGCAACGGUCCAUCUGCACCAGCGCAGAAGGGGAAAGAAGCAGCAAGAGCCAGUCUCUGCUUUGUGGACCUCAGGUCAUCAUCAGGUUCUAGAUGUCGUUCCCCCUCUGAGCUCAAGAAGGCGAAUGAGCGGCAGCAACAAGUGGCCCUUCCAACUGCACGUGAGCAGAGAGCGUUUGCGCGGGAGAGAUUGAAAACUGAUGUGCCAAACAAAUCAGCAGAAGAGCGAAGAGCUUCCACCACAAGUAUUCGAAGAAGAGUGCAAAGAGGAUUACCAGUGGGUCUCCAUCUAGGUUACAGAGAAAAGGAUAGGGGGCACACAAGGACUGGAAGAGACCUGAGGAGGAAGGAACAGAGAAGUGGCAGAGCAAGACCAAGAGGAGCUGGAAUACUGUCUGAUGAGAUCGGAGGUGGUGCGAACGAGCGACAGACAGCCAGUGGGACUGUCGCACUUGAAGUUGUGGAUAUACAGUCGACUGACCUUGGUGGGCAGGAGUCUGGAGGAAAGGGAGGUAAGGAAGGAAACCUGGCCCAUGACGACGAAGCGGAUUCCAGAGAGCAAAGAGCGGUCGGAAGCAGAUCAAGCAUGGGUGAAGGAAAUCCGGGGUGUAAGUUGAUCGGCCAAAGCGAAGAAGUAAUUCGGGUAGAGGGACCGGAGAACGCAUCAGCAUCCGUGAACAUUACACCUUGUGCCACAAGCAUGACAGUGAUUGCGAAACGCCGUAACGUCUCUGGACCAUCAAAGGCAGGCAAGGAAAUAGGUGACACAUCCGACUAUGCAGAGGUGAGAUUAAAAGAGCUUGGAGGCGAGAAGGGACGUGUAGAUGCACAGAGUCGUUCUCGCGUAGAAAAAGGCGGUGAAAAUCACAUUGCACGCGGGAAUGAGCGAGUGGUUGUCAAACAUCAGGAUGAUCAUGCUGAUGAGCAGGAAAAGAUGCAUACUAGGAACAAGGAGAGAAGUGGAUGUCAUUCGCCGGCGUUGGACAUCAAACCAGGCCCCGUGUGCUCCCUUCCAACUCCCUCAGCAAAGUUGGAAGGAAGUGUCUGCGGGCAGUCGAGGGCAAAGGGCGCAGGGGUUGAUGCGCCAGAGCAGGUCAAAGCCGUGGCACAGGAGGAAGCAGAGGGCGGAGGCGCUGCUGAACCAGUUCUAUUGAGUAGCCCAAGAGGAGGAUCGCGGGAGGGCGUAAAAGAAAUUCCAGCAUGCAAGGAUACCACGGUGGUCUCACCAUCUCGGUCUGUUUCACGACACGAGGCAGCAAUCUUGUUACCUGCAGAUCAAGGAGGGGGUCCACCUCAGGAUGAGAACGAAGAUGUGCGUGAGGAUCAGCGGCAUUCGCGGCGGGACCAUGAGGAUGGAGGCGAUGGAGGCAAUGUACCUAUGCAGGACGGAGCGGAGAACCAAUGUGCUGCUGGUCACUCCACCUCGGAGAGACCUUCUGAUUCGGCCAUGUCCAGCACAUCAGAGAAGGAACCACACGACUUGCCCAUGAGGACGGCAGAGUAUUCUUGUAAGGGACGUGGUCAGGAUGCCCGAUGUAGGUCACACACUGCUGACAGCCUUCAUCCUGGAAACCCUGCACACUUCAGGACUACAGAAGGCAGGCACAGGCCUUGGGUGUCUUCUGCUGCUAGAAAGGUGCCCAGCGAUUCUUUGCAGCAAGAGUAUUGGAUGAGGUCAGCUUCAGCAGAGCACAUCAGGUGCUCUCACUGCAGCUCAAGACGAGCAACGCUAAGCUAUUGUGGAAAAGCACGGGGAUGGCAUAAGAAGUUGCAGUAUGAUGCUGAUUUUGAAACGGAGACAGACGAGGAUGAUUCGCCAGUGAUUGGAGGGUCAAAUAUGGAAGAUGAAGUGGACAAGCGGUUUGCAGGGGAGCAUGCUCCGUUUCCGGGCAAUCGACUGCAACCCCAGGAUGUGAACCAUAGCACAGCGGGUGUGAAAAGGAAAAGAGAAAGAGAACACAGUGGUUGGCAUGACAGCCAGAAGAUGAACGCCUGCUGUGGUAUGCCAUGGAGAACCCACUUCUCACCGCGAUCCGUGUAUGGAGGGCAAGCAUGCACACAGUCACCGUCGAAACGCAGAAAAUCUAGGUUGCAUUCAUCAUCGUGCUCGAGCUACCCGCCAGCAAAAGGACCACCAUCGUAUCACCGCCGAAAGGCUGUGGAGGUUGAAGUCCUGUGCAGCCAACGACACAAAUGCCAAAAGUUGAACUGGAGGGAUGAUGAUUUGACGAGGCACUUGGCCAGGGACAGGCACGGGUACGAAAUGUUCCCGGCAUCCCCAUCCCCAUUAGCGCCAUCAUUGUCAUCAUCAUCAACAUCACUAUCACCGUCACAACUGCCACCAUCUUCAUCAGGUCGCGGAAAAAGGCGUGCCAGUCACACGUCCAGUCAUAGAGGUCCUGUUCAUUGCAGAUUGGAAAGGGAGUUGCAACACAAAGGCCGCUCAAAGAUGAAGCAUCUGAAUGAGUGGCACUCGCAUGUUGCGCGAUUGAAGAGCAAAAAAAGAGACGGAGUGUCAGCGGAUUUCCUGCAAACAUCCUCCAGCUAUGGAAUCGAUCGCGUUCCUCUGAGUGGUUUGGAUCGAGCGCUUCCUCACGAGUUGCUUCGGAUGAACGCGGGACUCGUUGCUAACCAGGAAGAUCCUUCGGCUCGUGCCACUGCUACUGUUGCUCCUGUUCCUGCUGCUACUGCCACUGCUCCUGCUACUGCUUCGGCUGGCCACCCUCCUGUUGUCUCUGCUGCUGCUGUUGCUUCUGGUGGACGGAGUUCAACGACAAGUCGUGCAGUGGGGCAGCUUUGUCUGGAGAGCGAUCAACAUGGAGGUAUUGGUGUCAAGAGCGAGGUCACCGAUGCACGUCACCAGUGGCCAGCCGAUAUUUCUAAGUCAAAUCCUUCCCAAAGAGGGGGAGGCAAUGAGCCUGUGGCAUCUCCUGUAAGUAGCUGCUUUAAAGCAGCAGCUAAUAAUGCCAAUUCCGAAAUAGAAGCCAUACAAGGAGGACAUGCAGUCAUUUGUGUUUCAUCGGACCAAAGGGGCCCAUCGUCUUCCACCGAAUGCAACAGAGCUGCUUCCAUUGGGGCGCCAACACCAUGCUGUGACAACCUUACCGGAUGCCAUCAUUGCUCUGACGUUUCUGCCCAACCCGUACAGGGUGUGCCUUGCUGCUCCGCGCUCGCGAGUAAUUGCGAUGAACAUCAUGACGGUCACAGGGUGGAGUGUGCUCCAUGUGCAACUCUCAAGAGAACGGGUUCGGAGUGCAUCCAAGAAUCGCCGAUGGAUGACUUAAAGCAUGGAAGUGCCAUUGACAGGAGUGAUCGCAACGCCGCUGGCAGAGGUGAUGAAUGCCAUCAGAGAGCCGAUGCAGCAGAGCAGCCAGCGUUCAGAGAGCAAAAGCUGAAUCGAACAGAGGGGGAGGGCGUCUUGGGGGCCUCAGUAGGACCAAACUCAAACAGGGCCACCAUUGAACAUGUCAUAGCUGGUAAGAUUGCAGUGAUCAAACAGUUGACAGACGAGGUUCUGCUCAUGAGUAGAGAAGCCAUUAAUAUCAGAGAGGAUCCAGUGAGUCGGAUGGGCCACGCGAAGGGUUCCCCCGCAGCAGUUGGGUCAGCCGCCUUGGUCUCUGUGGGCAAUGGGCUUCAGAAGGAGGAGCUUUCAUGUGGUGACCAGAAGCAAGAAGCGGCCAACAAGGAGGAGACAAGCCGCGCCCCAGCAGUUCUGAUGGAGUCAAGAGGAGAAGGUAUGGAGGUGGUGGAGGAGGUCCAUCAAGGAGGAGGAACGCUCACCGGGGACAUUGUCGAAAGAGAUGCCGUGAACAAUCAUUCGAAUAGCAGAAAGGAUGUCAUCGAACGUAUGGGUGCAUAUGAGAAGUGCAAAGAUGGAGAUAACGAGGCACAGGUGGGUGAUAUUGGCGGAAGCAGCUCAGUAGUAGAUGGUCAUGAUGACAUCACUAGUGAAUGCCUCCCUCCUGGAAACCCUCCAGAGGAUGCGGAAGCGGAAGAAUGUGCUCCGGGGGACUUUGUGUUUUCUAGCAAAGGGCAGGCAACCGAUGGGGGUGGUUUUUCUAGCAAACGGCAGGCAACAGAUGGGGGUGUUUUUUGUAGCCAAAGGCAGGCACCGGAUGGAGAUGGUGCAAUGCUGAGGGAAAAACGCACGAAGAAGUGCAAUGGCACGAGCAACGGAAAUGGCAUCGUUGAAAGCGUUCAGGAAGAAGAAGAAGAAGAAGAGUGCAGUGCCAGAACAAUGGAUGAUUCAAAAUGUAAGACGAUGACGUUUGUCGUGGCAGAGGAGGAGAUACAGGGUGGUGCUUCGAGGUGUACAUCGAAUGGGACGACUGCAAGUAGAACGGAGGAGGUGCAGCAAGUCAAUCUUAUGAGCCACAAGGAAAAACAGCAUAGCUUGGGUGAUUGUCUUUCAGAAUCUCUGGGGAGACAUCGAGAGUCACUGCAUUCUCUGAUCGAGAACAUGAAGAAAGAACUGGUUCAUGUUCGCACUCCUGGAGAUGAGCAGAUUCUACUGCUGAAUAAAGCUGCAAUCGAAGAGAUUAUGCUUAUAGCAAGCACUGCAGAAGAGGGGUGGAGACAGAUUUUCGAUGGUCGUUGUCAGUCCAUCUCGAUAGACUUUAUCGGUCCUCUGCGUCCUUCAACCUCCCACGCUCAUGAUGCUAUCAUGGUCGUCGUCGACGGCUUCAUGAUCCGUGCACGCUUUGUUCCGUGCCGCUGUGCCAUCAGUGCACGUGAGGUCGCCGACAUAGUGUUUGGCCGAAUCGUGUGUGACCACGGCUUACCUCUGAGCAUCAUAUAUGACCGUGACCCGCGCUUUACCAGUCGCUUCUGGCGACGCCUCCACGAGGUGUACGACACCCAGCUCCGUAUCUCCUCGUUUUACCAUCCCCAGACUGAUGGUCAGACCGAGGUCACGAACAUGACUCUCGAAGAUAUUCUCCGGAAGAUUGUUCGUGGCGACCAGCUGUGGGAUCUUCAUCUUGCCCACGUGGAGAUAGCCUACAACCAUGCCGUCUCACCAGCCACGGGGAUGUCGCCUUACUAUUGCGACCUCGGCUAUCACCCUCGUGUUUCCGCGGACUUCCUUCGACCGUCACUGAUGCACCCCGACACGAGUUGUCUCGCGCUGGAUGAUUGGGUUGCACACAUGACGUCGAUCAUGAAGACCGCGCAUGAGCACAUAGCCACUUCCCAGAUUCGCAUAACCGCACGUACGAAGUGGUCAUGGAUGGAUCACCCAUUCAAAGUCGGUGAUGAUGUGCUUAUCGACGUCCCUCACUUACAACUCGAAGUGGACACGCUUCGCAAGUUUCGGCGUCGCUUCUUUGGCCCAUGCCGCAUUCUCCAGGCCCUCGGUUCUGAUACGGCAUCUAGCCUGGUCAGCUUCCGUGUGAAUCUGACCGACUACCUAAGCCAAGCUCGUGUGCACGAUGUCUACCAUGUCUCGUUAAUGCGUCCUUACCACAGACCGUCUGAGCGUUUCGUUGGACGACCGUACGAGCGCCCUCCACCCAUCAUGGUAGACGGCCACGAGGAGUUCCUCGUUUCAGACAUCAUUGAUCGCCGUGUCACUGACGACAACCCUCCCCAUGUCGAGUAUUCGUACGUUGGAAAGGUUACCCUAAUGAGGAGGCUACUUGGGAGCCCCUCGAACACUUGCAGCACGCUCGCAUGUUGACGCUAUGACGCCCAACCUCACGCCCGACGCGACUUCCUGAUCGAAGUGGGAUGUGGGCCUGGAAGUGUGAAAAGGGGUGUGCCAAGGAUUUUUGGGAAAUUGGGGGUGGAGUCCCAGCGAGAAGAGAGAACGAGAGGAGGAGAGGAAGAGAAGGAGAAGAGGAGGACAGGAAGAGAAGUAGAGGAGGAGGAGGAGGAGGAGGAGGAGGAGGAGGAGGGGGAGGAGGAGCGGUGGGACACAGGCGCUCUGGAGCCGAUAGCCGUGCUGCUAUCUACUGCCUUCGUCAGGGAACAAGAGGAAGGGAAUGAAGUUGGGAGGGGGACGGAAUCGAGAUCGACCAGUAGGGAGGGAGGGAGGGAGGGAAGAAGGGAGGAGGAAGAGGGGAUGGAGAGGCUUUCACGGAGGGAGUACUUGCGGGCGUUAGGACGUGCUGGAUCACAUACUCUGUUCCAGCGAUGGUGGUACCGUCACAUGUCAUCAGAUGCCAGCAUGUACUGCCACGGUGCAAUCGCUGGCAGAACUUGUAUUGUGACUGGCCCCACCAGUGGGAUCGGCCUUGAGACAGCGAGGUGUUUGUACAAGGCAGGCGCGCACGUUGUGCUUGCAUGCCGUAACACUUCGGCAGGGCAGAGACUGAUUGACAAGUGGCAGCAAGAGGAGGGCAUGCGCGGAACGAGAGCAGAAGUCAUGGAGCUUGACCUAUCGUCGAUCGAGAGUGUUCACAGUUUCGCUCAGCGAUGGAAUGCAAAGGGAUUCGAACUCCACUGUCUCAUACACAAUGCCGGAGUUUUUCUCAUGUCCGGUCCUCGCAAAGUGACCGGUGAUGGGUUUGAACAGCACUUGGAAGUUAACUUCCUUGCACCAGUGCUACUGACAGCGCUGCUGCUGCCGUCACUCAUUCAGAGCGCACCAUCGCGCGUGGUGUUCGUGAACUCCAAGUUGCACGAAUGUGGGUGGUUGAACUUCGAUGACCUGAAUCUCAGUGGCCACACAGGGCAGUCAUAUGGGCACUUUGCAGCUUACGCUCAGAGCAAGCUGGCCCAAGUCAUGUUUGUGAAUGUGCUACAGAGACGUCUGCCAAACGAUCUUCGUGUCGAUGUAGUGGCAGUGGACCCAGGAAUGGUGUAUACGGACGUUGUCCGCUAUGGAACGACAAUUAUGCGUUGGGGUUAUCGAUACGUGGUGCGAUGCAUGCAGCUCUCCACAGCUGAGGGCGCAAGGGCAUCCCUUCACUGUGCCUCUCACCCAUCUGUACAACUGUUUGCUCAAACCAUACGCGUUUCCGGGUCAUUGGAUGGUCCCCUCUAUGCCCCCGAUUGCCGACCGGCAUCAGUUGCAAGGCAGGCAAGGAACCUGGAAGCCAUGGAAAGGUUAUGGAGAGUCACAGCGGAGUGCUUGGGCCUUCCACUGGACUGGCUGGACAGAACUCUCCUCGCGUUUCCACAUGUCGUGAAGUCGUGAGCUUGCUGACUUCGAGUGCCAGACGGUCGGGUCGGCUGACAUCCUCCUAUCCCCUGCUCUCCUCGCCUGCUGCCUUGACAUGUGGAAACACGAGGAGGAUACGCUGCAGUUUGUGUCAUCAGCCACCAUCUGCUAAGUAUAUCCUGUCUUUGAAACUGACUGUCGCCAUAUCAACGACAUCCUCGUCUUUGCACUUAACCCAACGGUUGCCAAACACUUUUCCCCGACCUGUUGGUUUAUGAGAAAUGGCUACCUCCUUGUCGGCCACUCGCUGCCCUGUGUCCCUUCUAUCUUUGUCCUGUCAUUCAUCGGUAAACGCUACUCGUCGUAUCCAAGGUUUCAUCGGAUCCAAGAGAAGA
Molecule: messenger RNA, 8715 nt
Organism: Chara braunii
Lineage: Eukaryota; Viridiplantae; Streptophyta; Charophyceae; Charales; Characeae
Source: the annotation of a GenBank genome assembly